Mercenaria mercenaria is the source of this 2810-nucleotide messenger RNA. RefSeq lists its product as uncharacterized. The record is from RefSeq and is a predicted model, not a curated record. The transcript is spliced from 2 exons. The coding region runs from base 375 to 1721 and encodes 448 amino acids. Lineage: Eukaryota; Metazoa; Mollusca; Bivalvia; Venerida; Veneridae.
GAUAACAUGCUUCAGUUUACGAUUCAUUAACAGCGGUGAGUAACGCCUAUCAAUUUAACAUUAACCACGCAUAUAAACGUAACGUCGCGACCAAGCAUUGACCUCGAUAUGGACUUCAGAUAACGUAAAUAUAUGAUUUAGCAACUUUUUAGUGCAUUUAUCAAAUCACGGAAGUUUAUAAAUUUGUAACAUUUUGUUCUAUAAUGUGUAGGGUCAUAAAAUAUACGACAGAUGUGUGCUCUGGUUGGUUUUAGGUACAUUCAUACGCGAGUUGACAGGAAAUCUGACAGCAGCUGAUUUCGCAUUGAGUGGAAUUAAUAAUGUAUCUGCUGAAUGGAAUUUAAUGUAAACAAUUUAGAAAUAAAAUAAAAAAUAUGGAAUUAUUUUACAUUACGGCAGCUGUGGGUGUGUUACUGCAGAUAUCCUUUGUGUACGGACUUCAUUCCAGUGCAUCCGCUGCAACUGAUCGGACAUAUCAUAGUCAAACAAAUCUAGGGGGUCGGACAAUGGCUAGGUUUCGUUCAAGAAUUAGGUCACCCACCCAAACAGCUAACAGAGGAAUUCCGCGGCGUGGGAGGCCGCGUUUUAUACAGAGGCACGCGUUUCAACAACCACCUGCAUUCAGGAGGAAUUACCAAACAUUACAGAAUCGUAAUGUAAUACAACCGGCUUUGUCCCAACCGAUAGCCCGUCCUCUGGUUUAUCGUCCCCCAGUUAAUUUCCAUCGAAGACCGGGUACGUUAAGACGCUUUGAUAUGAGAAAAUCCCCUUUGGUAACGCAUGCGCACGAACACAGUCACCCUUUACACGUCGUACAGCGACCAAGCAUGGCAUCAGGUAGAUCGAUAGGAGAUGGGCUGCAGCAGACCGAGAAAAACACCUUGCUAAUAUUACUGGAAGAACGUCGACCCGUAAUUCGUGACGAAAACGAUCUGCUUUUAAUUAGACAGCACCUUAUUGGAAUAGAUAUGCUAGGAUCUAAUGAUAGUUUGGACAACGAUCAGAUACUGGACAAGCAGGUUGAGUACAUAGAAAACAUACCAGAUAUAGAUAUUCAGCGUGAAGUGUUGAAGAUUUUCGUGAAGGAUAUUGUAGAAAAAAGCGGCUUUCUUAGUGAGAAUGCAUCCACUGUGCAGGAUAUUUUCUCGCUGAAAGCUCUUGUAGAUAAAAUAAGUUCUAUAACAGAUAAGUUCACUAAACUUUCUCAAAAUUUGGUCACCGAGCCCUUGGAUGUAUUAAGAGAUAUUCAGGUAAUAGACAGUGGGUUAAGCAAACCACCAACCACGACAAAUCACCCGAUAACAAGCUCGGACGAUGGUCUAAGACAAAGGAUAAUUAAUGCGUUAUCAAUUUACGAUAGAAAUGAGCAUGUUCCGCAUGCACAUGCUAAUUCGAUAAACCGAGGAUUGGAGACAUUUCAAAGCCGCCAAAGACCAGAUUUUCACCCAAGUGCAGGGAUGUCAAUAUUUGGUGAUGUAAAUACAGAAACAACAACGUUACAGUCUCAGACAACAGAAAUAAAGAGAGAUUCUGUAGUGACGGAACCACUUGGCGGAAACAACGCAUACUGGACACAUCUGCGAGCAGGUCUUGUUGAUAUGCUGUGUAAUUUAUGUCAACGACAACAGCUCGAUUCGUGCAUCGUACGUUACUGUACCAACGAUAUGAUUCGGACGGAAACUGAAACCCCAGCACCAUCUAUCUCAAUCGAAGCAGCAUAGUAUACCAGCGUCAUCUGUUUCAAUCGAAGCAACAGUUGUACAGACUUGGUGUAUACUUCAGUGUAAUAUACAUAGAGUCAAACAUAAACGUUGCUGAAAUGCCUGUUACAAUUUGCGCAUUGCCAAAAGUCAAUUUAACCAUCGGCUCCUCUAUUUCAAAAGGUAGAUAAAAGCCCCAGAUCUUUUCGUACAUUUUCAAUACAGUGUUCCGCAUACAUACUUGUGGAAGCAAAUCACCUUUGGUUUUUUUUAAAAAAAAAAAGAAAAAAAAAACCUUGCCGUUUAAAGACGGUAUGACAUUGUAGAGUUUUUGUAACAAAACUCAUUUUCGUGUUGGUGUGUACCAUACUAAAGACAGCUAGAUAGCAAUUAUUGUCGGCCAAUUUGUGUACAACAAUGACUGGGAGCAACACAUAAACUGUUUACUAAUGGAAUCUGACAUCUGUGUUGGUCAGUAAUUAAUGAUACAUGUAAUUUGUCGACGAUACUGUAUGAAAAGGCUUUGUCACCGUGAGUUUUUAAAGUGGCAAAUGAUUAAGGAGAAAACGGACAGCGUCACAAAGAAAAAUAAACGUUUACAAAUAUAUCUAUUUAUUUAUUUUACUUUUUUGUACUAUUGUUCGUUAACUCGUGUUUAGAGACACAAACUCAUUGUAUGCUAAACUUGCCAUUUGGAGAAAAACAUGAUCUGUGAACAGUUAAACCUACAUGUGAUAGAGUUUACUUGUGAACGAUCAAACAAUAGAGAUCACAUGUGAACAUUCAAACCUGUGACCAAUCAUAUAUGUAAGUGAUACAGAUAACUUGUGAAUCAACCCUGGAAUGGAGAUCUCCUUUGAACAAUCAUGCCUGUAAUAGAGAAAAACUUGAAACUGAGUCACCUGUGAAACAUUCAAACCUGUAAUAAAGAUCACCUGUGAUACUAAAGUACUUUAGUUUCAUCUACGUGCGGCUCAAACAACCGACCAUUUUGUGCCAUCUCAAACAUGCUGUUAUGCAUGGAUCAGUUACUUUUAAUGUCUAUUAACUGGACAUAACUUUAUUCAAAAAUAUAUUUUUGUCUCAGAUGCACUAGUUUCUGAUGUCCUA